AGAAUGCUGGUCGGCGGCCUAUGUUCAAUUGGGAGUAACAAGCGAAAGUAUCCUCUGCCAAGUCGAUACUUAUUAUCACUAAAAGCGUUUCGUAGAAGGCAAACAUACGGCUACAAACGCUCUUGUAGAGAACCGACACAAACGAGUACAAUUCUCUGCCAGACAGAUGAACAUAUAAACUACCAUGGAGAUGAAAAACGGAAGACGUAUUUUUACGAAAGGUCUCUUAAUGAUCAAUGUGGACGUAAUCUAGCAGCGAUUCUUUCAGAUGAACCCAAUUCAUUCUACUGUACUCGUGAUACACCUUUGAUCAAUGAAAUAUUUGGUGAGUAUGUCAAUGAACAAAUAGUUCAGUCACAUACAAGUUCAUGUGAUACAUAUGAAAAAUUGUGCUCAAAAUGUUUUAAUCGUAUGACAGAAAAUUCAAAAUGCAAUUCAAAAUAUAUGAAUAUGAAUGAAUUUUCAGAAAUUAGUGUUAAUUAUGAUGAAGGUGAAAGAACUGUAACCGAUGCAAAAUGCUGCGGUUUAUCUUGUUAUAAUACACCUGUAUGUUUAUCCUACUACAGUUCAAGAUGUCAAUCAAAUAAAACGAAAAACAUUACAUUGGAAGAUAAAGUUUGUAUGGAUGGUAAUACAUUUCAAAUAUCAAUAACACCGGAAUUCGACUUUCACAAUGGCACAUUUAUGUGUCAUUUAAAACGAACCAAUUAUUCACAUGGAUUUCGAUUAAAAUUCUCAAUUGAUUUAUCUGAACUUAUUAAACAAAAGAUUUCCGACAACUAUGUGAACACUCGUACGGUGCUUUCAAUUGAAAGUCAACACAAUUUCGGUACUUAUGAGAAAUACAAGCUAAAUAUCAAUGCACUCGAUGUUGAAAUUUUAGUUGACGAACCCAAUAGAAGCAUGCUCCGUAGUUUCAAAGAGGUGAUACUAAUGGGUCGAAAGGUGAAAAAAUAUAAUGCCUAUGAAUUUUUUGUACAUAAGCCUCCAUCAGCAAGUGGAAUUAAAAGCAUUCAGUCAUCUGUUGAACAUGUCCUACAUACAGAUUCAGCAUUCACAACGAUACAAAGUAAUAAACCACAUGCAUUCAGUUCUAUAAAUUGGAAGCAUAAAGGCUGUGAUUUAGAUAUUUUUCAAAAUAUCAAGGUGACAAAAGCAUUGUCUGAGUUCCUUUCAAAAGGUUAUCCAGUCGAAAUUUUUCCAGCAUCAAAUGUCAAAACAAAUACACCACGUUCAAUGUCAGAUAAAGAAGACAAUGUUUAUUCGAAUAUACUGCACAGAUUUCGAUUAAACGAUAAACAUGCAACUUUACCAAGAGCAAACAUUAAACUGUCAGGUAAUCAUUCAGUAUUACGAUCAAUAUUUUGUAACAAUGAAAACUUCUCGGCUAACUUCAAAUUACACACAAUUACAGAGGGAAAAUCAAUAGGACAAUUUCGAAUUACACGUAAAGUAAUAGAAGCAUCAGUGAAAUUUGUAACUAAUUCAUUGGGUCAAGAAAUACUUCAUAUUUUUGUGACAGGUUACGUGACAGGAACACCAGCGUACAUCAAUUUCAAACUCAUUUGGCCUGCAAACUCAUUGAUUCUAAGUAAUCAUGAUGUUGUCGUACUGAACUCACAAACAAAAGAUUACUUCAGACCGAAUAAAAAAAUAGAAUCAUUUCAGUUAACUUAUCAGAUAGAUAUUAAUUCAAUCAACGAGAUUCCAUUUAAAACAUUAUUUUCAUCAUCUUUCCAGCCGACAUUAAUUUUUGAUCUAAUUAUCCAAGAGUGUGAUGCCAAUGUUGGACUAAGAAUAUACACUCCACUUUUCAGCAAUCGUAAAAAAGACAAAAUGCUUCAGGGUGGUGUUGUUAAAGGAUCAAUGGUUAGCAUACAUUCUAACAAGAGUACAGUGGAAGAAUCAUCACAUUGGGUUAUGUUCAGUCCUUUAUUAUUUAUUACGAUUGGAAUUAGUUUGCUUUAUUUUUUGGUACUGAUUAUAUUUGUAUAUAUAAAACAUUGUAUCAUAUCAAACAAAGGAUACCCGAUUUCAGUUGAAUAUCAAAAACAAAUUAGUAAUAAUCAUUACGGUAAUGACCUACAGUACCAUCAGUUACUACUUCAUCCGUUUCCCAUCAAGCUGAAUAAUCGUACUUUGUAUUACACAACAUCAAGAAAAGGUGGAGAUUACAUUCAAACAUUUCCUCCAACUAGACAAACCUUAUAUCAUCCCACCAUCGUUGCGAAACACCCUUAUCAUAAUUAUGGUAAUGAAUCACAGAGCUCUUACCGAAAAUUCUCAUCCAAUUCUACCUGGCUUAAUCAUAAUACAUGGAAUACGAAUAACUCACAAAUAAAACGAAUAUUUUUAUUUACACAUCUUGCAUUCCGUGUCUUUUAUACCUUUCUCUUCACAUUCAGUGUUGCUGUUUCCCUAAUAUUUAGUUUACAACCUUCAGGUAGGAUCUCAACAUUUGAUAAUAUUUUACAAUGGCCAAAAAUAAAUCGAGAGUCAAUAGAGUUCAAUUCACUUCACAAUAGUAUGCACAGGCCAUCACAAAUAUCAGUUUUAACAACAUCAUCCUUGCCAAUGCAUGAAACAGAAAUAGAUCAGAUUCAUCUAGUUGGUCCGAUUUUAAGGCUUCAGGCUGAAGUCCACUGGAUUGAAGAAUUUACUGAACAAGAAUUAAAAAGACAACUUGAUUACGUUGAGCGUAUGAAACUAGCUUGUCAGCACGCUAUGACAGUUGAAUUGACCGAUGCUCUUAGAGAAGGUAGACAUUUGGUAAAUACGAGGCUUGAAAAAUGGCAGUUUAAUAGUUCAUCACAAAAUACUGAUACUUUAAACGACAGCACAUUACGUUCUGUCAAUGAAUUAGCAAAUAUUCAUUUCAACAGACAACGUACAUUAUUUGAUCAUUUGUAUGAACAAAUGAGUCGAAAGUUAGAUUUCCGUGGUUCUGAAUCAUAUAAAAACUAUGCAAAUAUGCUAAAUUCUGUUUUUCAUUCUGGUUGGCUUCAAUAUGUCAAACGUAUGUUGAACACUUCAGAUAACUUAGAAAAAAAUCCUAGACACUUUUCCAAUCACAAAGUACAUACAGAAACUAAACUAAACUUUCAUGACAGUAUGAGAAGAUAUUAUGAAUUCGGUCAACAAAGAUCCGGUAUCAAAGCACCAUAUGUGGCUUUAAUGAAUUAUAUGAAUUUUUACCAAGCUGAUGCUGUUCAUCUGUUACCAAUACAGCUACUCGAGAAUCUUAAGAAAGUAUUCAGUUCUCCGAAUCAUUAUCGUUCACUGUUUCAUUUAUCCCCAGAAGCAUCUAGCCAUCCCAUGAAUUCUGAGUCCAAUUUUAAAGCAAAUCAUCAAGUGAAUAGUUUCAAAACUCUACAAAAUCAAAAAACACAACAAGAACGUGUAUUCUUAACAACAAAUGAUUUAGAAGAAUAUACAGAUGGCACAAUUAGUUCAGUGAGUGAUAAAUCUACACAAUACUUUUUCAAUGAACAAAAUACUUUAUUCUCAGAAAAUUUUAUUCAAUAUAUUAAAGACAAUAGUCAACAAAAUGUUCAAAAUCAUUCGAACUAUCCAAGCAGACAUCCAAUGUUACCAGUGAUGACUUUAACACAUAUUCGUUUAAGUUUACUAAUUUUAGAUUGUUUCAUUAUUGCUUAUAGAUUUUUUCAUACAUAUGAAAUUUUGAAAGCUUUUUGGACAGGCCAAACCUUAUUUGUCGAUGCAUCAAGCUGGUUAGAGAGACAAACACACACCACUGUAGAUAAUGAAAGAGACAAUGGAAACUUUCAUGAAGCAAGCAAAACAACAGUUGAACCGUUUGACAGUCAUUCAUGUAGAAGAUUUUCAGAAAAAGGAAAAUAUCUGGAAUCAAAUUUGUCUGAUUUCAAUGAGACACCGAAUAACCGCUUUUCAAGAAUAGCAUUAUUUCAAUGUCUUCCACAACAUCAAAAUCUAUUUGAAUGUCGACAUGAAAAGCAGGCAUUGUAUCAACCAUCGAUGUAUUCAUCUGGAAUCCCAAGAAAUUCGCAAUCUUCUGAAACAACAUCCUCAUCGAUACUUUCUAAUCAAGUCACUGAUUCACAAAGUAAAAAUAAAUCAAAACAGUACUUUCACUUAAAUUCUUUAUGUGACCACUCAACACAAAAUCCAAGUGAUGCACUUCCUGACAGAUCAUUGAUUCCUAUUGGACCACCAUUAUGCCUACCACCAUCAUCAUCUUUUAGUAUUGAACAAAAUACUGGUUGCAUAUUAGGCAUACGAAGUGCAUGCUGUAGAAAGUCACAUUACAUCAGUUCAGUAAUUGGAUUCACUGUGAUUGUUUUAUUGUUCGGUUUAGUACUGGUCCAAAUGUACAAACCACAUGUAGCAACACCAAAUAAAAUAUCGCCACCAACAUCAACGUAUUCCAAACAAAGCAGUUCACAAGUUUCAGCGAACGAAAUUCCAUAUUUAUCAACUCCAAUAGGUUUUUUUCUUCCUUAUUAUGAAUUAUUGAUCCGUGACCAUAGUAAUCGACUAAAUGAAGACUGGCUUGAAUGGACAAAACGUAAUGAGCUGGCUAUGCGCGGACGCGUACUCAACUAUCUGUCAAGAUUUAAACAUGAAUUGAAUUACCUCGAUCAACAAAUGGACACAGAAAAUUCAGUUGUUCAAUCACUUCUGUCUCAAGUGGAAUCAUCAUCUCCGAUAAUUAAAUCAGAAAAAUCUCACAGCAAACCAACAAAUUAUCCAACCUCACCCAUUUUUAAUUCAGAAUUUUUAUUUCGUCAACAGAUUUGCCAUUUUUUACCAGUAACAUCAGUUCCAAUAAACGAAGAAAACAUUUCUUUGAAUAAAGAAGGUAUUAUAACUUCACUGAAUAAAAAAAUAAGACCGAACAAUAUUAAAAGAAUUAUCUGGACUUCAGCGAUCAGUACAUUUGUAGAUUUUGAUUGGAAUAGUGAAGAACAAGCAAAUAAUUUAUUUAUAACUGCUGUUAUUGUCGGUAUAGUAAUGAUUAGUUGUAUUGGUAUAGUAGACAUAGGUGGCAAAAUCUUAAAAAUAUUAUACAUCAACCCUACGGUCUCUAUGUUUGAUAUAAAAAAGUGGAAAAGUCAUUCAAAGGCAUCAAGUAACACGGAAGAACCAAUGGACUAUGUUCGAAUCAUUGAGAAUAUUAUUCUAAUAUCACCUCAACCAGCACCGAUUAUUCCAUGGCCUACAAAACGAUUAUUAAAUAUGAAUAGUCAACUUAACCCCACAAACAGACAGAAAUUAAGUCCUGAAUCUUCAGUAUCGGUAAUUAAAGAACCAGAAAAUCAAAUUCCGUUAACUGCAUUUUAUUUAGAUUCUAAUCUUGUUCUAACACCAAAUAAUACGACACCUAUUAUAAAUAAUAAAACAGUUCAACUCGAUGAUAUUUCACAUUCCGUACCUGUUUUCAUUGCUCAUUCACCAUCAUCUACACCUGUUAUUGCAUUAAAAACAGAUUCUUGGGCUUCCACUAAUCAACUCUCAGGCAUAUUCUUUGAAAAAACAUGAGCAGAAUACUUAUCAUUUUUCUUUAUAAUCUACUUGUGUAAAUUUUUCCACUUGCUAUAUGUAUCUUUCUCCUUUCUUUGCUGAGUUUCCUUGUAAUUAUGAUAAAUAUUCUUACUGAAGUUUUUCUAUUGAUGCUUAGUGGAUGGAUUAACAGAGAAAAGUUUCAACCUCUUAUGUAUAUAUAUAUAUAUAUUUCAAAAUAGACUUUACGCUCAGACUUUCGUUUUGCAAUAAAAAUAACGGAUCCCCACAAAAACAUUGAAAAAAAAUAUUUUCUAGGUAUAUGAAAAUCAUAAGUGGCUAUCUGACGGAUCGGGAGUACAACUGAAAAAUUAAUAUGCCUCAUAAAAUCAAUAAUCUUUGAAGCACUAUCCAUGUAAUCUGGGUUCAUUAGUUUCAACAAAUUGACUUUUUGAGAAAAGAUUGAUAAUAACUUUAUUCAUAAUACAGAAUUUUAAGCAUGAAUUAGGUAAUAUUGCAAAACAAUUCUAUUCAACAUACAUUCGUGUUGUUAUCCAUCUUCAGUUACAAAUUUACCUACCACCUCAACUAUAACAACUGGUUUUCAUAUAUCAUAUAUAGGAUGAGUGGGUUUCAAUAUAUUCGCCUUUUUUUCACUAGGUAAACUAACAGGGGAAUACAUCGACAUUUAUAGAAUUACCAUUUUAAUUUCAAAACACUUAGCAUAUGAAUUAUUUGUAGCACUUUUUAUGGUACUUUGUGGGUACAUCAGUUAAUACAACUAUUUACUUCCAGAAAAAACAGGAAGGUUAUUUGUAUUAUUUUCAAAGUUAGAAAACAGUUAGUACAAACCUUUGAGAAGUCAUCUUAUUUAUAUAUCAGUUACAGAUUCAGAAGACAAAAAUCAAACCAAAUGUUUCUGAUUAUUCUAUUAAUGUUUUUCUAGUCGAACCACAAGUUAUAAUUUCAAAUAAAGUUCACUAUUACUAAGUAUGACAAUACAUUCACUAAAUUUCCAGUUUAUACUUAAACGGCGCUUAAUCUUGCACUCCUUAAAAUCUUUUGAAGCGGUUGAAUGUUUUGCACAAAAUUACUUAAUUUACUUUCCCUAAUGUAAAACUAUUAAUGAAAUGACUUCGAGAAACGGGUUGAAGAAACUAGCGUAUCUUUAUCAUCGAAUGUGAACCUAUUCACAAACACUUUACAGUAGUGUAGUGAACAACAACACGAGUGGGAACAAUCGAAUUUAUUUAAACACAAAAUCACAGAACAUCUUAGUAAAAUCUGAGAACCAUACAGUAUAUACUUAAUUUGCAAAAUGUCAACCAAUUGUCACAAACUUGACUUUUCCUUUUACAAAUAUUAGUCAAUCGUCUCAAACUUCAUUUCUAUUUCGUUUCCAUACCAAUUACUUUCUCUUACCGUUCUUUCCUUCAUGAUCUUCUCAAAUUCUGCUGCCAGACAUUGUUACUGACUAGCGUUAUAUACUACUUAUGUCGGAAACGUAGCACACUCCACAGUGGUUUAUAUGUUUGCAAAAAUAUUUCUAAAAAGGAUGUGAACUUAUUGACAUACAUCAAUCCUUGAAAGAAAUUCAUAUCAACUACAACAUUCAGAUAUUAAUACUGAAAGAAGGUUAACAACAUGUAAAUGUUAUCAUCUUUUACGCAAACUUUUCAAAAUAUUAUCAGAAACCAAUCAAUAAUAAUUCUGAAAGGAAUCAGUAUUUAAGAAAUACGAGCCCAGAUUGAACUCCAAUGCCUAUAGUCUCUUCAACUUACAAUGUCAAUCAUGCUCAAAAGCUUUACCGUCGUUCAAGUACUUAUGAUUUACCAUGCAUUCUUGUGUUACUUUAUAUUCGUUUUCACAGUUUAAUGCAUCUUAUUUAUCAAGUAAAGAUUUGUGACCUUGUUUUUGUGUGUGUCGAAUCAUGAUAUCAUCAGGUGCCAAAACGAAGUAGAUGGAAUGGACCUGGAACUCUCAGAGUACGAGUUUAAAGCUGAGUCACCGUAUCAUUAAACCAGUGUUAUAUAAGGAGACAGGUGUAUGAAAU
This is a messenger RNA of Schistosoma rodhaini, 7534 nucleotides long. NCBI's taxonomy places the organism in Eukaryota, Metazoa, Platyhelminthes, Trematoda, Strigeidida, Schistosomatidae. The record is from the annotation of a GenBank genome assembly.